AUGUAUUUCCCAAAUCAGAUAGAUGAGACAGAGAAAGAUCAUUUGAGAAAGAAUAAAAUUGUAAGGAAAUUGUCAUUUGGUAACAACAUUCACCCAGAAGCCAACUCAAUAUGGAGAUCAAUGAAAGAUACAGGAGAAGUUGAUCACCAUGCAGAGCCAGAUUUUGGAAAAAAUGCAUUUCCUCUUGAUUUCAAUCCCCAUGGAAACAUUGAUUCAACUCCGGUAAGAAACUUAGGAGGAUUAACCUUCGAGGAGGGAAUAUCAUAUUUCAGCGAAACUCCACUCUCACGUGUCCGCAGGUCAGCUACUCCAUUAAAGCAUUCACCUUGGACAACUGAAUUUAUUAAUAAAGUAAAAGAAAAGAGCAAAUUGCGUCAAAAAUCAGUAUUGUAUGGGAAUUCCAGUUCUUAUUUUGGGUAUCAGGGGAAUGUUUCAAAAGCUUCUAAGAAGAGAAGUCCCUCUAUACUUGAUUCCUUUAGGUACCAACCUAGUAAAACACCUGGAAAUAUUCAGGAACAGAAAAGACAGAAGCAAUCCGGACAAUCUUCAAGCUCAGCCAAGAAAGGAAGAUAUCCCGUUCCCAUAUCCUCAUGGACUCCUAAUGACAAGAGAUCAACAAUGGCACUGACAUUUGGGAAGAGUGCAAAUGGAGCUCAAACUAAGCUCGUCUGGAGUGAUAAAAGAAAGUUUCCAAAUCAGGCACAAUAA
Lathyrus sativus (Indian pea) is the source of this 708-nucleotide messenger RNA. Lineage: Eukaryota; Viridiplantae; Streptophyta; Magnoliopsida; Fabales; Fabaceae. The record is from the annotation of a GenBank genome assembly.